GGAAGUAUAUUAGAAUGGCACCCUGGGAAAUGUAGUUUCCAGUAGUUAUUCCAUUCAGUGGAAGGAAAUAUACAAAGAAUUGUUAUAAUGUAACUCGGUCCGAGCUGUGUGAAAUUGUGUCUGUCAGUGCCCUCUACAGGCAGGUCCUAUGGGUAGCCAUGGCAACCGCGUCCUAUAGCAGGCACUGACUGACACAUAUCGGGGACCUAAGAGAAGGUUUCAGUCAGAGUUCUGAAGUUUGCGUAAGGCAACAUAGCCUGAAACAUGAACAACUGUGACCUUGAAAAGCUAUCUGUUCCUGGAGUGAAGUUGGAGCCUACUUUCAGAGCAGACAUCACCAAAUAUACAACAACAGUACCCAGCCACAUUACACAAAUCAGAGUGGAUGCGCUUACAAGUGAUACGGGAGCGUCUUACUCACUGGUGGGAAGUGGGGGUUCAAAGUUGAUAACACUAAAAGAUGGUGUCAACACAGUGACAAUUGAGGUGACAGCUGAAGAUGGCACAGUGAAAAAGUAUUUUCUAGAGGUUACUAAAAUUUCUGCAGACCAAGCUUCACUUCAUGGAAUCAAGCUUCCACAAGAUCUACAGCUUGUUCCACCAUUUGCUUCCGAUGUGUAUGAGUAUACCUGCACAGUUCCAGAUUCCCAGAGUUGCAUAUGUAUAAACCCAUAUGCCCAGGACAGUGAAAUGAAAGUCACAAUAAAUGGCAGCAAUGAUUUUAAACCUGUCACUUUGGCCGUUGGAGACACAUUGAUAGAAGUGCAAGUUACGUCUGCUAAUGGCACAAAAUCCCAGAUUUACCUAAUUAUUGUUACAAGAAAGCAGCUUCCAUGUUGUGUCACAUUUGCCGAAGCCCAAGAUCAGAUGAACUAUGAAUGUCCUGUGUCUCUUACUGCUUUUUACAGACCUCUCUCCAUAAAAGGAAGUGAUCCCAUUCAUACAAUUUCCAGUCCGUAUAUGGAUCUUUUAACCCAAAAGUCCAAAAGAGACCCUUUUGAUGAUGCUCCUCUUAGUGAGAACUGGAGGAUUCCUGAGUAUGAAUUAGACAUGAAAAUGUCAUCUGCAAGUGUUUCCUGCAUUUAUCAUUAUCGAGGGUGCACAACCAUUAUGAAGUUGUCUGAAUUUUGUCAUCAUGCAAGAAUCUGCUCAUUUAAACCAUUAAAUGAACUAAAUGCCAAGGCUGUUUCAGAAUCAGAGUGGUAUAAAAAAGAACAGUCCUGUGCUACCAAAAUUGAACUUCUCAUGAAACAUACAAUCCAGGAGAGAAACUGGGAGAAGAGACUUCAAGGAUACAAUGACAGUCAGUUGGACAUACUCUGUAGUCAAGCAGAAGAGCAGAUUCGACUCUAUAAACAGAGACUUCCAAAGCCAGAUGAUGUACUCCAUUACAAUGAUGGAACAUCCUCUUUGGAUGCACUACAUCAAGCCGCAAUUGCCUACGCAUCAGCUAUCAAACUACAACCAAAGAACCCCAAGUACCAUUUCCAUCUUGGCAUGGUUUUGGAAGAACAUUUUUAUGCUUCUGAAAUGUAUGGCUUCAAGAAAAAAACCAAAGAAGACACCCCAGAGUAUUGCAGUGCAAAGGCUACAGGGAAAGAUGAAGAAAUCCAAGCCAUCUGCAAGCUUCAUGGCUUUUCUGGUCGGCCAAGUUUAGAGCAGCAGUUAAAAGCAUUAGAUUUAGAAUAUCAUCAGCUUAAAGAACAGGGUCAGUCAAGCAGAGCCGAUUACAUUCAGAAUCUCUAUGCCUGGAAGUCAAAACAGGCCGGCAAGGCUGCAGAAUCUUUGGUAGAUGAAGACAAGCCGCUUACACAGGCAUUCCUAAAAUAUAUGGAUGCUCUCUUCCUGAGCCCUGAUAACUGGCAAUACCAGUUCCACGUGGGCAGGCACUUGCUGAUGCAGAGAAGACACAGAGAAGCACUCAUCCUUCUGCAAAAGGCUUUGGUUCUUCAACCGGCAUCUGCAAUAAUAAGGUGCUAUGCUGCAUUAGCUCUUCUGGAACAAGAUGAUAACCUAAGUUCACGAAUACAGGAGUCCAUUCACUACCUUCAUCAGGGCAUGGAGAAAAUCAUCACUGACCUUUUUACAGCCCAAGAAAGUCCAAAUCUUCUCAAUGCUGAGAACCCACUUUCUCUACUUCAUGUUCAGCCCCUAAGAGGAUUUUUAAAACUGGGAAGAUUGGUGAAGGAAACUCCGGCGCAGCCAGCAACCUGUGUCAUGUCCUCUAAACAGAUUCUUCACCUUGUUGCUGAUUGGGCAGCUAAAACCCUAUGCCAGUAUUGGCACAGAGGUGAGGUUUCUCAGGAAUUAGAAUGGAUCCUACUGGAGUCGUGCUUCAGCCUUCUUCAGUUCCUCACUCAGGAAUCUCCAGACAAUGAGGCCUGGAUAAGGAAGAGAUGCCAGGGAAUGUCUGCGUUGUUAAACCAUUCCUGCAUUUCUCCAUGUAAAGAACUUUUAGAUAUGCAGGAAAAGGUCUGCCAAAUUGGAGCCAUUACCUCUCCUUGCAGUAGCCCUUCCCUGUACUUGCUGGGUGUGGCACAGCUUGCCCAGUAUGAUAACAACCCUAGUUCUGCUGAGGGACAGCUGUCACUCCAAGAUGCCAUACUUAGUUUCAAAGCCAGUAUCCAUUUGGAGAAUAUGCCAACAAAAGGACCACCUCCUGCAGAACUAACAAGUCAGAAGUGGUGGCAGGAAUAUAAGUCUGCCCGGGAAGAAAAAACACACAGAGUGAUGCCCCAGGCUUGUGGCACAGAAAAACAAGCAGCCCCUGCAGCUCCAGGCACACAGGGACCCGCUAAAGGGAGAGGAUCAGCCCCUAAUUCACGCGGGGCAAUCAGUGCAUCUAGGCCCUCACCCGUUACAAAGAAAGCAGCUACCGUCUCUCCAGGAGGGGGUCACUCAAAAACAGGAUUGGUUGGCACAAGCAGGGGGCGGGGCACACCUAGCAAAACUGUUGUGCCUCCAAAGGCAAAAACUCCAGUGAAUCCAAAAGGCUGUGCAAAGGCUGUAAAGGAAGAGCAGCAGCUCCCAUCAACAGAGGAUACCCCAGCACCAGAACCCAAACCUGCAGCUGUUCCAGAGACGUCUGCUGUCCCCGCAAGUAUAAAUGGCAGCUCUUACUUACAUCGCCUGGGUUUAGCCAGAGCACUCACUCGUACCAAGGAAACCACAUCAGAUGCUUCAGCUUUUUAUCAAGAAGUCAUCAGAAUGGCACCAGAGGUGCAUGAUGCCUACAUUGAGCUAGCCGAUCUGCUUGUAGCCACUGACCCCUUGGCUGCAGUAGAGGUUUACUGUCAGUACCCUGAAAAGCCAAUAGAAGAACAGUCAUUCGAUGAUGCCUUCAUCCCAGGGGAGAUCAUGCGACUGUUAAUCAAAUGUGGAAAAUAUGAUGACCCUCGUUUACCUGUCAAUAUGAUUUCCUAUGGAAAAAUCAUGGGAAUAGGCUCUUUGGAGAAAUACAUUCAUAUUCUCGAAGAGAAUUAUAAAACAAAGAUCCUUAUGGACAUGUAUGCAGGAAUCCACAACAAACCCACUGACGACAAAGAUCUUCAAACCUUCUUCCGCUUUAAAUGUUGGAUUUAAGAAAAUAUCAAAGGAACUGUCCUAAAUAUAUAUAAUAUACAAGAGCCAUGAAUAUACUGUACAUUACUGUAUAUCCUUAUAAACGGUGCUUAGUGAUGUCAUCAGUUAUAAUCUGUGCUUAGUGAUAUCGUUUUGGUCAAAUGACUGAAACUUGUUUAUUUUAAUAAAUAAUGUACCCCUUUGUGAAAAAUAUGAGUAUAUCAGAAGUCACUUUGGCGUUCCAUGCCCUGUAGAAAAACCUUUUAUAUGGUAAUGAAAAGCCUUAGUUAUCCUAUCUUUAUUUUACAAUAGAUGUACUUUAUUAAAAAAAAAAAAAUGAUAUAGAUAGAUAUGCUGUUCUAUCCAUUGACUGUGUAAAAUAUUGACUAAAUGGACAUUUGAAAUUGUAAUAAAUAUUAUAUACGACACCUUA
Molecule: messenger RNA, 3994 nt
Organism: Xenopus tropicalis (tropical clawed frog)
Lineage: Eukaryota; Metazoa; Chordata; Amphibia; Anura; Pipidae
Exons: 21
Coding region: 265-3582 (1105 amino acids)
Source: RefSeq, a predicted model, not a curated record